AUGCAUUUGUUCUGGAGGUCAGCCGCUCCGUGGACCCGCCACCACACGCACAGGCACUUCGCGACCGCGGCCGAGCGCGCGAGGGUCCCUCAGACGAUCAUCGAGAAGGUCGUCCAGAAGUACGCCGUGGGUCUGCCCGAGGGCAAGCUCGUCAAAGCGGGCGACUAUGUCAUGAUCCGCCCUGAACAUGUCAUGACCCACGACAACACAGGCCCCGUCAUAUCCAAGUUCAAGUCCAUCGGCGCAAAGCGCAUACACAGCCCAUCGCAGCCGGUGUUCACCCUCGACCACGACGUCCAGAACAAGUCGGAGAAGAACCUCGCCAAGUACGCCGGCAUCGAGGUCUUCGCCCGCCAGCACCGCAUCGACUUCUACCCCGCCGGUCGCGGGAUCGGGCACCAGGUUCUCGUCGAGGAAGGCUAUGCCUUUCCGUACACGCUCACCGUCGCGUCGGACAGCCACAGCAACAUGUACGGCGGCGUCGGGUGCGUGGGCACGCCCAUCGUCCGCACGGACGCCGCGGCGAUAUGGGCAACGGGGAAGACGUGGUGGCAGAUCCCCCGCAUGGUCAACGUCGAGCUGCGCGGCAGGCUCGCACCUGGGGUGACGGGCAAGGAUGUGAUCGUCGCGCUGUGCGGCUCGUUCAACCAGGACGAGGUGCUCAACGCCGCCAUCGAGUUCACUGGCGACGGCAUCGCGGCCUUGUCCGUCGACGAUCGCCUGACCAUCGCGAACAUGACUACCGAGUGGGGCGCGCUCGCAGGGCUGUUCCCCGUUGACGACGUGACGCUGCGGUGGUACGAGAGCGCGCUCAGCAAGAUCGAGCGCAGGACGUUCCCUUCCCCCGAUGCCUCUAUCCCCCCGCCUCCCGAACACCCGCGUAUCAACCGUGGUCGACUCGACGCUCUCCGGGCCGCACCCCUCUCCUCCGACGAGGGCGCGGAAUACGCUUCGCACCUCAUCCUGGACCUCUCCACGCUCGUCCCACAUGUCUCCGGCCCAAAUAGCGUCAAGGUCUCCACGCCGUUGCCCGUCCUCGAGUCCGCGAAAAUCCCGAUCCAGAAAGCCUACCUCGUCAGCUGCACCAACUCCCGCGUCUCAGACAUCGCCGCCGCCGCGGCCGUCGUGCGCGGCCACAAGAUCGCACCCGGCGUCGAGUUCUACAUCGCAGCCGCGAGCUCCGCCGUGCAGCAGGAAAGCGAGCGCCUCGGCGACUGGGAAACGCUCAUCACGAGCGGCGCGAAGGUCCUCCCCGCGGGCUGCGGGCCCUGCAUCGGCCUCGGGACCGGGCUCUUGGAGGAGGGCGAGGUGGGCAUCAGCGCGACGAACAGGAACUACAAGGGCCGGAUGGGCCACCCGAAUGCGCAGGCAUACCUCGCCAGCCCGGCCGUCGUUGCCGCGAGCGCCGUCAGGGGAUACAUCUGCAGCCCGGACUCGCUGGACCCCGCCUCGCUCCCGCCCGCGGGGGCGCCGGCGUUCUCCGUCUCCACGCCCGAGUCGCAGCCUGCGUCUGCGUCUGCGGCCGCGCCUCCCGCGAGCGAGCCCCUCGUGCCCGGCUUCCCCUCGACGUUCGCGGGCACCCUGCUCUUCGCCCCCCAGGACAACCUGAACACCGACGGCAUCUACCCCGGGAAAUACACGUACCAGGACGACAUCACGCUUGCGCGCCAGGCCGAGGUCGUGAUGGAGAACUACGACCCCGCCUUUGCCGGGCUCGUCGCCUCGCUCCUGAAGGACGAGGGCGUGCGCACGCACGCGGCGGCGGGGCCCGGCGUGCAGCGCGGCGUCGUCCUCGUCGCCGGGUACAACUUCGGCACGGGCUCCUCGCGCGAGCAGGCCGCAACGGCGCUCAAGGCGGCGGGUGUCCCGCUCGUCGUCGCGGGUUCUUUCGGGGACAUCUUCAAGCGGAACGCGAUCAACAACGGGCUCGUGUGCGUCGAGAGCCCCGCGCUCGUCGCGGACCUCACGCGCGCGUACGCGCGGGGCGGCGCGCGCGGCGCCGGGGGCGUGGACGGGGCGCUGACGGUGCACGGCGGCUUGGAAAUCACGGUCGGCAUGGCGGACGGGAAGGUCGUCGUCGCUGGAUUCGAGGGCGGGCCGAAGACGUAUCAGAUCAAGCCUGUGGGCGCUAGCGUGCAGGAGCUGUGGAUCUGUGGAGGUCUGGAGGGGUACAUCCUGAAAUCCAUCGAGGCUGAUGCUUAG
This is a messenger RNA of Heterobasidion irregulare TC 32-1, 2202 nucleotides long. RefSeq lists its product as uncharacterized. NCBI's taxonomy places the organism in Eukaryota, Fungi, Basidiomycota, Agaricomycetes, Russulales, Bondarzewiaceae. Gene Ontology annotation, biological process: L-lysine biosynthetic process. The transcript has 2 exons. Gene Ontology annotation, molecular function: 4 iron, 4 sulfur cluster binding; homoaconitate hydratase activity. The record is from RefSeq and is a predicted model, not a curated record. Bases 1 to 2202 code for a protein of 733 amino acids.